Molecule: messenger RNA, 1855 nt
Organism: Closterium sp. NIES-67
Lineage: Eukaryota; Viridiplantae; Streptophyta; Zygnematophyceae; Desmidiales; Closteriaceae
Source: the annotation of a GenBank genome assembly
CAAAUGCUGGUCCUGCUGCUGGUAGUGCGACAACCUCAGUCACUAUGGUUGCUUCUGCUGCUGCAACUACUCCUGCUGCUGCUCCUGCUACUGCUGCUGCUCCUGCUGCUGCAUCUGCUACCGCAGCUGCUUUGACUGCUACUCCUGCCCCUGCCGCUGCUGCUGGUGCUGCUGCUGCAGCAGCAGCCUUCUGUGCUGCUUCCUCUUCUGCUGGUAGUUCGGCAAUCACAGUCACAGUGGCUGCUGCUGCUGCUCCUGGUAUUGCUGCCACCACUCCUGCUUCUGCUGCUGCAGUGGCUGCUCCUGCUGGCACAACUUGUUUUGCUCCAAAGCCUGCUGCUGAAACACCUCCCACCACUUCUGCCACUGUGUCGGCCCCCUCAAUGUCUGUUCUAAUCGCUGUGGCUUUUGCCACAGCUGCAGCUGCUGCUGCCGCAUCGCCUGAAUUGUCGAAGGAUGGAAUCACAGUUGCUACAGCUGCACCUGUAGCCGCUACAACUGCACCUGUAGCAGCUGCAGCCGAAUCUCCUGAAUUGUCAGAGGCUGGGAUCACAGCUGCUAAGGUUGAUGCGGUUGAAAUCACCCUCAGUAAGAUUUUGAACGAAAGGUUUCUGACACACCUGCUGUUGCUACAGCCGCUGGGGGUGUGCCUGCAGCUGCUACAGCCAGUGAGGAUGUGCCUAUAGCUGCUUCAGCUGAUGGGGAUGUGGCUGUAGCUGCUACGGCUGAUGGAACAAGAGAUGUGACAGCAGCGACUGAUGAUGGGUCAAGGGAUGCUGCUCCUGAUGGGGAUGUGCCUGUAACUUCCAUAGAUUCUAAGGAUGUGGCUGCAGCUGCAAGACUCGAUGGUGCUACGGGUGAGUGACGGUGCUACAGAUGACGGGGGAAAGAGGCACUUCACCUGGGCAUGUGGGCCCCACAGAACACGGGCCACAGGAUGACAUGGCUGUAGAUGGAGGCCGAGAGGGCGCUGCAGGCGAUGGUGAUGGCGAUGGUGCUACGGAUUAUGGGACAAAGGAUGCUACAGUCGCCACAGAUGAUGGGACAAAGGAUGCUACAGCCGCUACUGAUGAUGGGAGAAGAGACACUGCGCCUGGGCAUGUUGGCCGUGCAGGACACGCGGCACAGGAUGCCAUGGCUGUUGACGGAGGUGGAGAGGGCGCUACAGACGAUGCUGCUAUGGAUGAUGGUGCUGCUGCUGAUGGCGAUGGUGCUACAGGCGAUUGGGCUACGGGCGAUGGUGCUACAAAUGAUGUGGCAACAGAUGAUGGGGCAAGGGAUGCUGCAGCCGGUGCAGGUGAUGGCACAAGAGGCACUGCAUCGGGGCAUGUUGGACGGCCUGCAGAACACGGGGCAAGGGAUGGCACAAGAGGCACUGCGCCUGGGCAUGUUGGCCGUGCAGAACACGCGGCACAGGGUGGCAUGGCUGUAGAUGGAGGUGUUGAGGGUGCUACAACCGAUGGUGCUACUGGUGAUGAUGCUGCAGAUGGUGGUGCGGCUAUGGAUGGUGGCACUGAAGACGCUGCUACAAAUGGUGGGGUUAUGGAUGACGCUGCUACAGAUGGUGGGGUUAUGGAUGACGCUGCUACAGAUGGUGGGGUUAUGGAUGACGCUGCUACAGAUGGUGGGGUUAUGGAUGACGCUGCUACAGAUGGUGGGGUGGUAAAUUACGCUGCUACAGGUGGUGGGACUGUAAAUGAUGCUGCUACAUGUAGUAGGGCUGUAAAUGACGCUACUAUGGAUGGCCGUUGACCCAAAUUGCGGGAUUUUCAUAUUUGGUUAUAAAUAAUUAAUAGGCUCUCGCGAGUGUUGCAGCAUAAGGUUAGAAGUACCGAGGGCGUUUUGGGACUUCCGA